UUCAGAGGUGCAUGAUGGGAUUGAGUCAAGCCUCCACUGUCACUCCAGACAUCAGCUUGGUGGAGAACAACAACCCCAACACCUCUGGCACCGCCUCAUCUCUCAAUCCGUCGUCCUGCAGCAUUGACGAAUCCUACAAGUACGUCUUCCUGCCCGUCUGCUACUCGCUGACCUUCCUCUUCAGCCUCACCCUCAACUCUGUAGUGCUGCUGCGCUCCUGUCGCCUCCGCGGCGGAUGCUGCGGAGGCGGCGGCAGCAGCAGCGGUGGGCGGCGCUGGAACACCUCGCUGAUCUACAUGGUGAACCUGGCCACCACGGACCUGAUGUACGGCCUGUCGCUGCCCUUCCUGGUGGCGAGCUACGUGCUGAGGGACAGCUGGGUGUUUGGCGACUUCAUGUGCCGCCUCGUACGCUUCCUCUUCUACUUCAACCUCUACUGCUCCAUCUUCUUCCUCACCUGCAUCUCUGUGCACAGGUACCUGGGGAUCUGUCAUCCCAUGAGGACCAUCACUCUGGAGAGCAAGCGGGUGGUGAAGGGAACCUGUGCGUUGGUGUGGGUGGUGGUUUUCAUCCUCACCUGCCCCAUCUUCAGGUUUGCCCAGACUGGAUACAUCAGGCGAGGAGGCAGCGCAGUAGCUGGGCCUGGAGGGUCACGGGAUGGCGGGAACGGGACUGGGGAUCAGGACGAUGAGGGGUACGUGAACUGCUGGGACGACGCCAUUGACAAGGAAUUUGCCGACUACGUCCCCUAUGGAAUCGUCCUUCACCUAUUAGGCUUCUUUGUGCCCUUCGUCAUCAUCGCCUGGUGCUACUCUCAGGUGGUCAGGACGAUAUUUCAGACCCUGCGAUCUCCUCCCAGCUCGAUGGAGGGCGGCGAGGACUGUCCGGUUGGAGAUGGGACACCAGAGGGAGUUCGAGAGCGGGAAAGAACCUCAGUCUCUAUCUCCGGCUCGCAGUACUCCCACUACAUUCGGCGGCGGCGGAAAUCCAUCAAAACCAUUGUAACCAUUACGUUGCUGUUUGCUCUCUGCUUCCUGCCCUUCCAUGUGACCCGCACGCUCUUCCUGCUUCUGCGGCGGGGGCAGCUCGGCGGCUGCUACGCUAUGAAGACCAUCUCAAUCUGCUACAAGGUCACCCGGCCACUCGCCUCCUGCAAUGCCUGGCUCAAUGCUCUCCUAUACUUCCUGACAGGGGAUAAGGGCGCCCCCUGCUGCUGGCCGGCAGAACACACCGUUCGCAGAGACCGCCAGAACAGCUCCCUCUGGUGGCCGCUGAAGAUACUAAAAAAGGAGGGGGCAAGAGUCGACGACCAGGAGGCAGCAGAGCGGGUCGAAAGGGAGGUGCACAUGGAAAACGAGUCCAAGUCUUCAAGGGUCGUCUUCUAGGAAAGUUUAGAGCCGCCUGAGGAUGUUUGAAACUUUUUGAGACGUUUGAUCUUCUGAAGAAAACGUUGCUGA
Messenger RNA from Hippoglossus stenolepis (Pacific halibut), 1457 nucleotides. Its product is annotated as P2Y purinoceptor 3. Gene Ontology annotation, cellular component: membrane. The transcript has 2 exons. The record is from RefSeq and is a predicted model, not a curated record. NCBI's taxonomy places the organism in Eukaryota, Metazoa, Chordata, Actinopteri, Pleuronectiformes, Pleuronectidae. Bases 12 to 1385 code for a protein of 457 amino acids. Gene Ontology annotation, biological process: G protein-coupled receptor signaling pathway. Gene Ontology annotation, molecular function: G protein-coupled receptor activity; oxysterol binding.